AUGCCUCUAGGGAUCCUCGAGCCCAGAGCGAAAAAAGUACCAGGAACAGCGAAUGUAUUGGACCAAGAAUGGAAACGAGACCCCACGUUGAAGCGAGACAAGACUGGCAACAUCAUCCUUGUACCGCAACCAAGUGAAGAUCCAAAUGAUCCUCUGAACUGGCCGCUAUGGCAAAGGGAUCUGAUACUAUUGCUUCUUUGUGUCGUCGCCGCUAUUGCAACAACGGCAUCACCGUUAGUCGCCGCAAACUCUGUUGUCCUGGCCGUGGUCUUCAAAGUCAAGUUUCAGGAAGCUGCACUACUGACCGCAUAUCAUCUCUGCGGUGUUGGUGUUGCUAGCUGGCUCUUCGUUCCGCUGGCUAGGGUAUGGGGUAAACGACAUGUCUUCCUCGUCGGCGCUCUACUCAUGACCGCUGCAUCGGCGUGGGGUGGCUCGACGCAAAGGACUUUGAACUACAAAAGCCUCAUCUGGGCAAGGAUCUUUCAAGAAAUCGCACUCGCGCCUUUUGAGUCUCUGGUGAAUGAUGUUGUCGGCGAUCUGUACUUCGUGCACGAACGAGGCUUCCGCAUGGCAUUUACCAAUGUCUGUUUAUUCGGAGCUGCCUUUCUGACUCCAGUCUGUGUCGGGUUCAUAACAUCCAGCAACUCUCUAGGCUGGCAAUGGUCCUUCUACUUCCUCUCCAUCUUCAUGGGCGCCGGCUUUGUCCUCCUCUUCCUCUGUUUCCCAGAAACCGCGUACCAACGACCCCGCUACCUCCAACUCGACAUCAACGUCGGCCCAGUCCCCUUCCACGAUCCCACCCCUGCACCGCCCAAACACUCUUUCCUCCACCGCCUCGCCCCUUUCAGCGGCCGCAAAACAGACGAAAGCUUUUUGAAACUGCUGUUUCGACCUUUUCCACUGUUCUUGCAGCCAGCAGUGGCUUGGGGAUGUCUAAUGCAAGGCGUGAUUAUCGGCUGGACCGUCAUCGUAGGCGUAAUCCUCGCAUUGAUAUUCCUAGGUCCACCUCUCUUCUUCACCGAAGAGCAAGCAGGAAAUAUGUACACGGCAGCUUUCAUCGGCUCGAUGAUCGGUCUGGUUCUCGCAGGCGUGUACACCGAACUCGUUACUCGAUUCCUGAUUCUGCGCAAUGGAGGCCAAUACGAGCCGGAAUUCCGCAUUGCACUUGUGAUUCCCACAUUGCUGUUUUCUGGCAUCGGACUGUAUGGUUUUGGUAUCGCGGCGUCAGAUAUUGAAAAAUAUGGCUGGCUGGUCAUUGAAGUCUUUCUCGCCUGCAUAACCAUUUCGAUGGUCAUGGGUGCCACGGCAUCAGCUCAGUAUCUGCUCGACGCCCAUCGCGAUAUCGCCAUCGAGACAUUUACCUGUCUGAUCAUAUUCAAGAAUCUUUUUUCAUUCGUGUUGGCUUAUUAUGCCUAUCAGUGGGUUUUGGAGAGAGGGUUCCAGAGAAUGUUUGUGAUUUUUGGGAGUAUUGAGGUGGGUAUUUGUUUGCUUGGUAUUCCUAUGUAUGUGCUUGGAAAGAGGAACAGGGAGUUUUUCUACAGGCAUGAUAUACUCAAAUUGGCGAGAUUGAGGUAG
Messenger RNA from Aureobasidium namibiae CBS 147.97, 1575 nucleotides. RefSeq names its product serine/threonine kinase 16. The record is from RefSeq and is a predicted model, not a curated record. Lineage: Eukaryota; Fungi; Ascomycota; Dothideomycetes; Dothideales; Saccotheciaceae. Gene Ontology annotation, biological process: transmembrane transport. Gene Ontology annotation, molecular function: transmembrane transporter activity. The coding region runs from base 1 to 1575 and encodes 524 amino acids. The transcript has 3 exons.